Messenger RNA from Drosophila nasuta, 1225 nucleotides. RefSeq names its product kinetochore protein Spc25 (gene Spc25). Lineage: Eukaryota; Metazoa; Arthropoda; Insecta; Diptera; Drosophilidae. The record is from RefSeq and is a predicted model, not a curated record. The coding region runs from base 446 to 1072 and encodes 208 amino acids. The transcript has 4 exons.
CUCAUAGUCUAAUCUUUAAUCCCAUUUAUAGACACUGUAUACUGUCUGCAAUUGCGACCCGGCAAUUAAACGGAAUAUGCUUAAUACUAAUGCGGGGUGGGGGGUCUUUUUAGCUGCCGAAUAUAACACAGAUUGAUAAGACGAACGAGCAGCGACGUCAUCAAACAGCCGCGCAGCGCAUUGACUUCGCAAAGGCGAAGCGUCCUGACCUUGUGGUCAAAACGAGACCAACAAGUGGCUAACAGCCUGAGAGGGCAAAAGGGGGUUCAAGAUUUAUUCUCCAUUUUGUCAACAACAAACGGCAACGACUCUCAUCUCUAACACGCACAGUAAUUGAUAAUCUGGCAGCACCGCAUUAGUGGAAGCGUCUCUCACAUAGUAUAGCUGGAAUGCAAGCAUCCGAAGCGCUUAUUUUAAAUUGAAUUCGAUUUAACGAACGAAAACAAUGGCUCAACAGCAAUUUGAUAUUAAUAAACGUCUCAUGACAAUGCUAAAGAACGAAAUGCGAGCGGGUGAACAAAUGAAUGCGUGUGUCAAACAAACAACAAAAGUACGCAACAAUGUUGCGUCAGUUAAUGAAACAAUUGAGAAACAGAAGCGUGCAUAUGAAAAGAUUAACGCAAUAACACUCAAACGACGCAAAGAUCUGGAAGCGUGCGAGGCGCUAGUUGAAGCCGUCCAAGAACAAGUGACGGCGGCCAAGCAACGCAAUGAUGCUAUGCAAGAGCGUUUGGCGGAGAUGAGAAAAGAACACAAUCAGUACAGGGGAUGUGUACGAGUAUUAUGCGCGGCCACCAACAUAUUUAUGAAUGCUAGCGAAUUGCCUACCAAGAUCAAAGGGGUCACUGUUUCAGGCACCGGAGAUCAAUGGUUACCCUUCGAUGUGUCCACGAGCGAUUUAAAGGGCUUAAGCAUGCUGUGGAAUCGCAUUCAAUGCAAUAGCCCUUAUGCUGAUAAGUGGAACCAGCUACUACAAGUUGGGAAUCCAGAAAGCGAACGCCAAGAAAACGUCAAUGUUACAGCCUCAUCGAUAGUUGAGAUAGAUUUAACCUCGCCGCAGUCUCAGAGAUGAUUGGCAUAUUUUAUUUCCCGUAUUUAUUGUAUAUUACUAAUCUAACGAAAGUGCAAAGUAUAUAGUUCUAACUUGUUCUAGACAGAUGAGACAAUGUUUGAUUGAUUUCUAGAUAAAAAUAAAUCUAUUUUUAAGUAUAGGCUAGCAAUUAAU